This is a messenger RNA of Paramacrobiotus metropolitanus, 1210 nucleotides long. RefSeq lists its product as uncharacterized. The record is from RefSeq and is a predicted model, not a curated record. The transcript has a single exon. Gene Ontology annotation, molecular function: S-adenosylmethionine-dependent methyltransferase activity. The coding region runs from base 147 to 974 and encodes 275 amino acids. NCBI's taxonomy places the organism in Eukaryota, Metazoa, Tardigrada, Eutardigrada, Parachela, Macrobiotidae.
CGUCUGUUUGCGGUUUUCUGUGUAUAUCGCGUUUAAUACACUCUGCACUUCCUACUUUGUAUGAGCAAUAACUAUCAGCGCGGCAGCAGGUUUGCUGCAGGCAAGAUAACCAGUUAAAAGCCUGAUAACAGCAUUUCCACUUUUAAAUGGAAAGCAGUUGCAAUAAGUCUGUUGUGGUUUUGCUUGUUGGUUAUUUCUUAUUAAGUGAUUUUCUGUGUAUAAUUUCAACAAUGCCAGCGCCCGCCCCACCUAUGGCAGCCACCCACAACAAAAUGGGCUACAGCAUAGAAGCCAUCGAUCCUUACACCGGAAUCUUUCUGCAGCGAAUGCGCGGCGCCCGGAAACCCGUCGCCGAGCUAGGCAGUGGCUUCGGAAUCGUCACGGAGCACCUCCUGGCGGCUGGCGCCACCGUUAUCGCCAACGACCUCUCGGCGGACAACCUCCGGGAAGUGGAGCAACGAGUUCCUGUCGAACAACGCUCCCGGCUCACCCUGGUUCCCGGAGACGCCACCCAGAUGACUUUCCCGGAUAACGGACUCUCCGGGAUCAUGGCCGGACGGUGGGUACACUUCCUGACCACACCAGAAGCCUACCGCGACUUUCUGGGGAAAGCGUGGACUUGGUUGGAGCCCGGCGGGGCGCUGUGUAUCACGGUGCACACGAUGAAGGCGUGGUGUCCACCGGAAGUGAACCAGGAGUACGAGCGGAAGCGGGAUAGCGGCGUGGAAUGGCCAGGAUGGGUUAACCGGACCAUGUUGUAUGAGGGGCUGACGGGCCGCGUUCCGGAUUUGGUGUACGCCUUCCAACCGCAGGAGUUGAAGGCGUUGGUGGAAGCGGCGGGGUUUGUUGUAGACGAUAUUGGAUUAUAUGGGCUGGCGCUGCCGAAUCAUCCGUCAACGGAGGACAAUGAUCUCGCCGAAGGGAAUACGCUGGGAUUGGUGGCAAUCAAGCCCAUAGCGAAUGCCAUCACGUAAAGCAAACGAUUUCCAGUGAAGGUUACAAAGGAAAUGCCUAGUUUUAGCGCUUAUGGUGCUAACAAAUGCGCUUUUUGAAGUCGAAACGUGCAUUUUAUGCGCGUUGGAUGGCUUUCUGUUGCAUACGGCUUAACUAACACCUUUUGAAUCUACUGGCAUAUUUGGUAUUAAAUUUUUUCAUUCUGCGCUUGCUCUUGCUGCGCUGGUCGGAAAUGGAAUAAAACAGCGUAAUCGAA